Caenorhabditis remanei is the source of this 321-nucleotide messenger RNA. RefSeq lists its product as uncharacterized. The record is from RefSeq and is a predicted model, not a curated record. Lineage: Eukaryota; Metazoa; Nematoda; Chromadorea; Rhabditida; Rhabditidae. The transcript is spliced from 4 exons. Bases 1 to 321 code for a protein of 106 amino acids.
AUGCUGGUUUUGGGAAUUCUAGCUGAAAUCCGCAUUCCUCUCUUCGGCGGUUCAAUCACAAUUCGCAACAAUUCUAAUGGAAGUUAUACUGUUGAAACUGAAAAAAAAUCUCCGACAAAAGCUGAAAAGUAUGCAAGCUUCACUCUUCGAAAUGGUACUGUAGAAAAUUUCGAAUUUUUGACCAAUUCCACGUCGCCUGAAUCAAAUGAACCAACAACUGAAGCACCGGAAAAGAAGGAAUCAAUGAGGAAACGUCCAUCACAACAGAGACCGAAAUCUGAUGUUCUGAAUGCGUUACUUUCAAUGUUUGGCAGAUUUUGA